UAAGGAAUAGCUUUUUUUUUAAAAGAUUAUUUAUUUAUUAUGUAUAUAGUGUUCUGCCCGCUUGUAUCCCUGCAGGCCAGACAAGGGUACCAGAUCUCAUUACAGAUGGUUGGGAGCCACCAUGUGGUUGCUGGGAACUGAACUCAGGACCUCUAGGAGAGCAGUCAGUGCUCUUAACCCCUGAGCCAUCUCUCCAGCCCCAGGAAUAGCUUCUGCCAGACUGGCCUAAUUGCUAAUUGAUGUAGGAGGACCCAGCCCACGUCUGGUGGUGCCAUUUGUAGGCAGGUUGUGCCAUUCCUAGGUAGGUGGGCCUAAGAACAGUAAUUGAGCAAGCCCUGGGAAGCAAGGCAGUAAUCAUUUUCCUUUUGUAACAGGCCCCCCAGACCUUAACAUGACUGACUCCAUGAUGGAAGUACCAUUCAGGCCCUAAAGCUGAUCACAUAGACAACAUCACUAGCCAAAAUGAAAACAAAGAUCUAAUCCAUGAAAGUCUAUAGUUUUGGAAAAGUCUUUAAAUGUACUUAUUUUGCUUUUUGGUUUCUGUAGUUCUGCUUCUAGCUAACUGUUCUUGCAUCUGAAGUAUGUCAACUGGGAUAUGUUUUUGUGUGUGUGUGCUUAAAAGCUCACCCUGAGAAAGGCUCAGGGCGACACUGGGAUCCUGAACACCCAGUGCAAUUGCUAGCUGGCUAACAAAAACUUCCUAUUGGCUUAAACCCAUGUUCAAACCGUCUUCUCUGGUGGGUACCCCACAACAUUUCUGAAGGUUGUGCAAAUGGGUCUAGUGAUCUGUAGUAUAAAUUACUGGCAUCCUAUGCUCCUAGUACCUCUUUGAAAGCCAUUCUUUGUGUGACUCCACUUCUCUGUACAUCAUUUCUUAGAAAUCAAGCCUUAAUCUGCAUCUGAUUAAGAGGCUUUCAUUUCCAGUCAGCUUGUCUUUCUCAGUGAAAGCUGAUCUGUUUGACUUAUGAUUUGAAAUGCCCCAAAGCCCACUGUGUUAUUGCCAUCCUCUUUCUCUUCCUCCUCCUCCUCCCCCUCCUCCUCUUUUCUUUUUUGGUUAAUUUCACACAAUACAGAGCUAUCUGUGAAGAGGGAACCAUAAUUAAGAAAAUACCUCCACAUGAUUGUGGUACAGGCAAGCCUGUGGGGCAUUUUCUCAAUUAGUGAUUGAUGGGAGAGGGCCCAGCCCAUUGUGGGCUAUAGUCCUGGAUUCUUAGAAGAAACCAGGCUGAGCAAGCCAGUAAGCAGCACUCCUCCACAGCCUCUGCAUCAGCUCCUGCCUCCAGGUUUCUGUCGUGUUUGAGUUCCUGUCCUGACUUCUUUCCAGGAUGAACAGUGAUGUGGAAGCCUGAGCAAAAUACACCCUUUCCUCCCAAGUUGCUUUGGUCAUGUUUAUUACAGCAAUAAUAACCCUAAGACACACACCGUAGUCAAACUGGUAAGAUCCAAAGAUUAACUGAAAAUUAAGAAAGAAGCAAAAUCAAUACAUAUAUAGGAAAGUAUGAUCUCAGUUACAGAAAUGUGUAAUCAAAAAUAGAAAUUAAAAAAUGAAGCCGGGUGUGGUGGCAUAUGCCUUAAAUCCCAGCACUCUGGGGAGGCUGAGGCAGGCUCUGAGUUUGAGACCAGCCUAGUCUACAGAGUGAGUUCUACAUCUAGUGAUACACAGAGAAAUCCUGUUUUGAAAAAACAAACAAGCAAACAACAAAAAGUUACAUUUUUAAAUUCAGAAAAAAAGAAUGUCAAUAUAAGAUUCUGUAUUAAAAAAAAAAAGGUUCUGUAUUCAUCAGAGUAUUCUUUCCAGAACAGUGGAAAUUAUGUUGACAUACCAGUUGCUUAUCACAAGGCCAGAAAUGAAAAUUACAAUUUGCAAAUAUUUAAUAGGGACUUGAAGCAACUAUAAGGGAAUGCAAAAUAUACAAGUUGGUCAAAAUACAUUGUACGAAAUUCUCAGAGAAUUGCCCAAAAUAUUUAAAAAUAAAAUAAAUCUUUAAAAUAAAAUUCUGUGCAGCAAAGACCUGUCAUUGUGUCCUUACUCAGCCUGGAAGUGGUAACUUGCACUGUCUAUCAGGGAUGCAGGGAGCCCGGAAGCAUUCUCCAUGCAGGGCUGCUAGGCUGAGAACUGCCCCUGAGAUGGGCUUCAGCCUUGGGCGGGCUUUGUGUGGGGCACCGCCAAGGUGGGAUCUGUUUCCGAUCUGCACUUCCGGUCUCGCUGUCGCUGGUCAGCCUGUGACCUCAUCACUUGGACCUCACACGAGGACUCCUAGACACCUCGGAACCCGGACACUCCGGAACGUGUCUCCAGAACUGGAGACCCCGGAACGGGACACUGCGGAACCCAGAGACCCGGGAACCCGGACUCCCCCGGAACGGGACACCGCGGAAACAAUUCGUUCCGGAAUCCGGACAUGGUCUUGCUGUGUGUAAACCUUACCUGGUCUCAUUGCUGGAGCAGAGAAAGGCGCCUUGGAAUGUGAAGAGACAAGAGUCAGGAACCAUGUACCCAGAAAAUCUCUGUGACUGUAAUGACUCUGCAAAAGCCUUUGAUCAGCACACAAAACUUACCAUCCAUCAGUGUGUGCAUAGUGAAGAGAAGCCAUUCAAACAGGAAGAAUGUGGUAAAGCACUGAUUGAUGAUUCGGCUUCUGAUGGGCGUCACAGGGUGCAUAAAGGAGAUUUGCCCUACAAAUGUAAAGAUUGCGGCAAAGCCUUUAAAUACCGCUCAAUCCUCCACCAACACCGCAUAAUCCAUACUGCUGCAAGACCCUAUAAAUGCCAAGAGUGUGGGAAAACCUUCAAGAGAAGUAGAAACCUCACGCAACACCAGAUGACUCAUAAGAGAGAGAAACCCUACAAAUGUAAAGAGUGUGGCAAAGCCUUUACUACACAUGCUGUGCUUACUCAACACCAAAUAGUUCACACUGGGGAGAACCCCUACAAAUGUAAAGACUGUGGGAAAGCCUUUAAAUAUAACUCAUCCCUGACUCAGCACGAGGUCAUUCAUACUGAAGCAAAACCCUACAGAUGUCAGGAAUGUGGCAAAGCCUUCAAGAGAAGUCACUCCCUGAGUCAGCAUCAGAUAAUUCAUAAAGGAGAGAAACCACACAAGUGUAAAGAGUGUGGCAAGGCCUUUAGUAAGCAGUCAUCUCUUACUCAACACCAAGUAAUUCACACCGGAGAGAAACCCUAUCAAUGUAAAGAGUGUGGGAGAGCCUUCAGAUAUCAGUCAACCCUGACGCGACACCAGGUUGUUCACACUGGGGCAAAGCCCUACAAGUGUGAAGAGUGUGGCAAAGCCUUCAACAAUAGCUCAACUCUUAGUCGACACCAGAUCAUUCACACGGGAGAGAAGCCCUACAAAUGUCAGGAGUGCAGCAGAGCCUUUUACUGUUCCUCCUUCUUGAUCCAGCAUAUGAAAAUCCAUUUUGAAGAGAUGCCCUAUAGAUGCAAAGAGUGUGGUAAACCCUUUAGACUCUCCUCACAGCUGAUUCGGCACCAGAGAAUCCAUACCGGAGAGGAACCCUACAUAUGUAAAGAUUGUGGCAGAACCUUCAAAUACCACUCAAACCUGACUCGACACCAAAUACUUCAUACUGGAGCAAAGCCUUACCAGUGUGAAGAGUGUGGCAAAGCCUUCAACAAUAGCUCAACCCUUGCUCGACACCUGAUCAUGCACACGGGAGAGAGACCCUACACAUGUCAUGAGUGCGGCAGAGCCUUUUACUGUUCCUCAUAUUUGAUCCAGCAUAUGAAAAUCCAUUUUGAAGAGAUGCCCUAUAGAUGCAAAGAGUGUGGUAAACCCUUUAAGUGUUCUUCACAGCUGAUUCGACACCAGAGAAUCCAUAGUGGAGAGAAACCCUUCAUAUGUAAGGAAUGUGGCAAAGCCUUCAACUGUACUUCAUACUUGACUAAGCAUCAGAGAAUCCAUACUGGAGAGAAACCCUACGUGUGUAAAGAGUGUGGCAAAGCCUUUAAUUGUUCUUCCUAUCUUUCUAAACAUCAGAGAAUUCAUAUUGGAGACAGACUCUAUAAAUGUAAAGAAUGCGGCAAAGCCUAUUACUUUUCUUCACAGCUUAACCGACAUCAGAGAAUUCAUACCGGAGAGAAACCCUACAUAUGUAAAGAAUGCGGCAAAGCCUUCAACUGUUCUUCGUAUCUUAAUAAGCAUCUGCAAAUCCAUAUUGUAGAAAAGCCCUAUGUAUGCAAAGAGUGUGGCAAAGCUUUUAGCUGUCCUUCAUACCUUAAAAAACACCAGAGAAUUCAUACUGGAGAUAAGUUUUACAAAUGUAAGGAGUGUGACAAAGCCUAUUACUUUUCCUCCCAGCUUAAUCAGCACCAGAGAAUUCAUACCAGAGAGCAACCCUACCAGUGUAAAGAGUGCGGCAAAGCCUUCCUUUCUUCUUCCAGCCUGAAGCGGCACCAGGAAACUCAUAUGCUGGUGAAACCCAGCAGUGUGUAGAAUUUGGCAAAGCCUCAGUAGUAACCUAUUUGUCACUAGGUAUUUCAUAAAAGAGAAAAACCCUAGACAUGCAGUCCAAGACUUUAACAACUGCUGAAACUUUAGUUCACACCAAAAAGCUCCUACAUGAGGGAGACACUACAAGUGUGUGGAGUGUGGGGGAACCUUUAACAGGUGUGUAGCGGUUAUUCCAUACUAAACAGUCCACAGUGGAGAACAGCUUACAGAUAUGCUAAUGUGGCCUGGCCCUUGACCACAGCUCUUCCUUAUUGGACAGUAACAAAUUCAUGUUGGAAAGAGCACUGUCCUAUGUGUAACCCUCAGAAGAGUCUAAUACUAUACCGUAAAUCCCCUCAUAAAAUAACAAAUUUAACAAAGCUUUCACUAAUACCUCAAAUCUUUUUUUAAAGACAGCCCAUACCUCAAUAAAUCUUGAUGUACAUAAAGAAUUAGCACAGAACAGAAAUCUUAUGGCUUUGUAGCAUAAUUUUGAACUUCUGCUUAUCAUUAAUGAAGUGGAAAGAAAUGCAUCACAGGUGUCAGAGUUAUUUGAACUCAUCUCCGAAAAGAUGGAAUUUCUUAUACAUUAAAAUAUACUAAAUAACUUCACUGUUAAAAACUGCACAAGGCUUGGCCUCGUGUCAUUUUAGCAGAAGAAUAAGGCUGCGUUCUGAGAAGUUUUUUUUUUUUUUUUUUUUUUUUCUCAAGACAGGGUCUCUCUGUGUAGCUUUGUGCCUUUCCUGGAACUUGCUUUGGAGACCAGGCUGGCCUUGAACUCACAGAAGUCCGCCUGGCUCUGCCUCCCCAGUGCUGGGAUUAAAGGCGUGCGCCACCACCGCCUGGCGGCGUUCUGAGAAGUUUUAAACUGUUUUCUCCAGAGAGCAUAUAAUGGAUUUUGAAAAACUGUAUAUUCUGUAUAAACUUUAUUUUAGUACAUACAUGGAGUGGAUGGUUCUUGUUGCCUCUGAUAUGUAUUGCUUGACAUGUUAAUUUGUUACAGAGAGUAGAUCACCAUAUUGAUCUACUCUUAUGUACAGUAAGAUCUUAUUGAUCUUACUGUUAUGUACAUAACAGAUCUUAGUAAUAUUUUGUUGAGGAAUAGUGAAUGACUGCUAAUUCUUUUUUUAUUUUAUUAAAUUUUCUAUUCAUUUUACAUAACAACCACAGAUCCCCCUCUCCUCCCUCCUCCCGCCCCCCAGCCUUGCCCCCAACCCACCUCCCCUCCCACCUCCUCCAAGGCAAGGUCUCCCAUGGGGAGUCAGCAGAGCCUGGUACAUUCAGUUGACGCAGGUCUAAGCCCCUCCUCCCUACACCAAGGCUGCGAAAGGUGUAUGACUGCUAAUUCUUGUUCUCAGUGUCCUUAUCCUUCAAAUAGAUGUAUAGAUUUGAAGAUUUAUUUGUAUAUGAUAUUUUAAUCCAUCCUUUUUUCACUUACCCAGAAAUUAUGAGGGAUGUGAAAGUAUAAUAAAUUGCUCUAGCUUUCUGAAUAUUAAGCUAUUUAUAAUUUUUUUGUCAUAUGGUUUUUAUCCAUACAUCACCCCUUAGUUAUACAAAGAACACAGAAAUGUUGGUAUUCAUUUGUGUUGCCUGCAACAUACAAAUCACAAUCUAAUGAUAAACUUUAGGAGUAAGACUACAGCGAUACCAUAUGUUCAUGGAUAAUUAAGAAUAAAAGGAAAUUAUAGAAACCAAAAAUAAUUUUAAGGGAGUUGAUCAUUUAUGGCAAGGUAGACACCUUGUGUUUUGGGGAGUGGGUGGGUGAGAAUAAAGUCCAUUUUAUCUAAAUGGAACUUAUUUAAACACUUCAUGCUUCUUUGUUUAGAAUAGUUACUUCCUGGUUCUACUUCUCUUAGUCAUAAAAGACAUAUGAAUUGAAGUUUAUGACUCUGUUUCUGUGACUAUUUGUUGGUUGUGACUGUCUUCUGAGCCAUCAACCAGAACUUCAGGAGUUCAACUGUGCCUGCUUGCAAAGGAUCAUCGCAGCUGGGGUUGUUGACUGAUCCCUCACAGGAGAGGGGUGCUCAUGGGACCCUCCUCUGACUUUACAGCACUCCAUACCAUCUGUUGUGUGCGGUUUUGCCCUAAUUACAUGUGGCCUCGGGGAAGGCCUUGGGCAUAUAGACCAAGGAAGAAUGGAGGAGGAACUUCAUCUGUGUUGCUGUGGGAAAGCCUUUCAUAACUUCUGGGUAAAGACUUUCUGGCACAGCCUUUUGGGUAGGGAGAAACACCCAUGCCAUAAAUAACCCCUUACCUAUUCUCUGUACGUAAGCCCAAUAAACUCUGGUUCUCCAGAGUGACCUUG
This is a messenger RNA of Peromyscus californicus insignis, 6755 nucleotides long. RefSeq names its product zinc finger protein 11. The transcript has 3 exons. The record is from RefSeq and is a predicted model, not a curated record. Lineage: Eukaryota; Metazoa; Chordata; Mammalia; Rodentia; Cricetidae. The coding region runs from base 2492 to 4453 and encodes 653 amino acids. Gene Ontology annotation, molecular function: DNA-binding transcription repressor activity, RNA polymerase II-specific. Gene Ontology annotation, biological process: negative regulation of transcription by RNA polymerase II.